Molecule: messenger RNA, 1527 nt
Organism: Penicillium arizonense
Lineage: Eukaryota; Fungi; Ascomycota; Eurotiomycetes; Eurotiales; Aspergillaceae
Gene: hat1
Product: histone acetyltransferase catalytic subunit HAT1
Exons: 4
Coding region: 1-1527 (508 amino acids)
Biological process (GO): subtelomeric heterochromatin formation
Cellular component (GO): nucleus
Molecular function (GO): histone H4 acetyltransferase activity
Source: RefSeq, a predicted model, not a curated record
AUGGCGAGCGAAGCUGGAUGGUCAUGCGACGCCAACGAUGCGGUCCAUAUCACCGUUGUUCAACCGGGCGAAAAGAAGCCCAAGACACUGUCGACCUUCCACCCUCAAUUCACAUAUCCUAUAUUUGGCGAUGAUGAACAGAUCUUUGGCUACAAGGGGCUAAUUAUCCGUUUGCGCUUUGCCGCUCAUGAUCUGCGGCCUCACUGUCACAUUUCCUACGAUGAGAAGUUCAAGCCGAUCGGCGAUACACAGGCUCUCAACCUUCUCGAUACAUUGAAGCCUUUUGUUCAGGAAGAGGCAUUCGGCAAUCUUCAAGACUACGAGAAAGCCGUCCAGGACGACCCAAAUGCCAAGGACUUCAAGCCCCCGGGCGAGUUUGUUAUUGGAUACGAUAUUGGAGACAGGAAAUAUGAGGUUUGGGCUGGACCACUUGCAGACCCGGAAGUGCGCAAACUUCUGGAUCGAGUCCAGGUCCUCGUCUCUCUUUUCAUUGAGGCCGGAACCCCUCUGGAGACUGAUGACCCAGAAUGGACGCUCGAGCGGUGGACUGUCUACUUCGUAUAUGAGAAGGUGACACCUCCAACACCGACGGCCUCGUCAUACUCCAUCGUUGGAUAUGCCACAACAUACCGCUAUUGGCGUUACCAGCGGGAUCUCUCGGAGGCGCCCACAGUCAAGAACGGUGACUUUCCACUACCCGAAGUCAAAGUCUCCGAGCUUCCCUCCCGGAUUCGCAUUGCGCAGUUCCUCAUUCUCCCUUCGCACAGCCGCUCCGGUCACGGCAACCAACUAUACACCACAAUCCACGCCGCCUGCAUCGCAGACCCGACCGUAGUGGAAUUGACCGUCGAAGACCCCAAUGAACAAUUUGACGCACUACGGGACACAGCUGAUUACACUCUGCUGCAACCAGAGUUCCUGAAGCACAACGUCAACCUCAACCCUGAUCCGCAUGGAUCGUAUUCGCAAAAGAAACGCCCGCGCGUGGUCCCUACUUCCGCACUGAUCCCUACCAAGGUUCUCCAAGAUAUUCGUACAUCGUUCAAGAUUGAAACCACCCAGUUCGCACACAUCCUGGAAAUGUAUCUGCUGGGCCAGAUUCCUAAGAGCCACCGCCUGGCUGGUGGCACGAACCUCGCCCGGCUUUUGAUCAAAAAGUACAAGGCUACUGACGAAAAUGACCGUCGGUACUACUGGUGGCGCAUGCUCACCAAGCAGCGUCUCUAUAAGAAGCACAAAGAACUCCUGAACGAAUUGGAGCUUCUUGACCGGGUGGAGAAACUCGAUGCUACAGUCCAAAACGUGGAAGAGGGAUAUGAAAUCACAUUGGAUGCGCUCGAGGCUCGGAUGUCAGAGGGUGGUGCGGGAGAAGAUGGGGAGGGCUCCGAGGGAGAGUGGGAAGACCUGCGAGAGGUUGGAGCUCCUACUGGAAGCCGCGACAAACGUGUCAAGCGUAAGCUCACGGUCAUGGACGAUGAAGAUGAGGAGGAGGAUGGGGCUGGGCUUGCCAAGCGGCCAAAAGUUUAG